Messenger RNA from Dentiscutata heterogama, 987 nucleotides. NCBI's taxonomy places the organism in Eukaryota, Fungi, Glomeromycota, Glomeromycetes, Diversisporales, Gigasporaceae. The record is from the annotation of a GenBank genome assembly.
AUGUCUCAAGCAAAUAAAAAAUCUGGAGGUAGACCACCUGCAAGUCUUUGGGAUGUUCAUAUUAAAAAAGGAAAUGAAGUUUCUAAAGGACAUUAUCAAGGGACUUGCAAUUAUUGUUCUUAUUCUCAGCAUAAAGGAUCUCCUCAAGAUUUUGAAGAACAUUUGGCUAACAAUUGUCCUAAUGUUCCAAGAUAUAAUCCACCCUCUUCUGAAGUUCUUUCAGGACGUAUUUUUUCUCAAGAAGUAUCAUCAAUUAAUAUAAAAAUUAUUCAAAAGUUAAAUUAUUCUAAAAAUUUAACUUUAGAAAUGAAUAAAUCAGAUAUUGCAAAAAAAGAAUUAUUAUAUCAAAUGAAAUUAUAUCGUAUAAGAGAAGAACCAUUUGAUAUUUCAUAUAGUGAUUCAGAAAAUCCAAGUGUUUGGUGGUUUUCACUUGAAGAUUGUUUUCCAAAAAAUGAAGAUUAUUUAGUGCAAUUAGCUUUAAAAUUAUUUUCUGUUAUCCCACAUACUGCUGGAGUUGAACAUGUAUGGUCUAGAUUAGGUUGGAUAUAUGGAACUAGACGGAAUAGAUUAGGAUUACAUAAAAUUGAAAAUAUGCAAAAACUUGCAUCUUAUUAUAAUUCACAUGCUAAACAAGAAUUACCAUAUUAUAGUAUUGAAAAAACAAAUAAUGAGGUUUAUGAAAUUUUAAUGAAUGAAAAUUUAGAUGUAGACAAAAAUUUUAUUGAAAUUACUAAAGAUAGUUUAAAUGAUGAAAAUAAUGAAACUGAAAUAUUUGAUGAAGAAGAUAAUUUAUUAAUUAGUAAUGUUUUGGAUUUAAAUAAGUUUUGUAGUGAUUUAGAUGAAUUAGAAUUUAGUAUAGAUGAAGAAUAUAAUGUUGAAGAAAAUUAUAGUGAAGUAGAAGCUAUUUCAAAUCUAACUCAAGAGGCUCAAGAAAAUGUUAAUUGGGAUCCAGUUGCUGAAAUAGAUAAAAUAGUUGAAGAUUUAUAA